AUAACUAAAAAUUCCCACGUGAAUUAAUAACAUUACAGUCUUUUUUUAGAAGAAAAAGACCAUGAAACCGCCAUUGUCGUCGUCUUCCUCUAGUAUUCUUAGAAAAACACGAUUCUCUCCUUAUCUCUUUACUUUGUUAGCUUUCAUUGUUUUCGUUGCAAUUCUCUAUGGAGAAGAUUUCAUGUGCAUUCUUGGACAGCUUGAACCAAGUCCAGGCCGAGUUAUGUCUAAACCUGUGAAGAAGAGAGAGAAGCUGGCUUUCGCAAUAGGGAAGGGUGAAGAAGGAUGUGAUGUUUUCAGUGGGAGGUGGGUUAGGGACGAGUUAACUCGGCCUCUCUACGAAGAAUCGGAGUGUCCGUACAUUCAGCCUCAGUUGACGUGUCAAGAACAUGGAAGACCUGAUAAAGACUAUGAAAAAUGGCGAUGGCAACCUCAUGGAUGCGAUCUUCCUAGUUUCAAUGCGACAUUGAUGCUGGAAACCCUAAGAGGGAAGAGAAUGAUGUUCGUGGGAGACUCAUUGAACCGUGGCCAAUAUACAUCAAUGAUCUGUCUUCUUCAUACACUCAUCCCUGAGGAUAAAAAAUCCAUCAAAACUUAUAAUCAUGAUUCCCUCACUGUUUUCAAAGCCAAGGAUUAUAAUAUGAGCAUUGAAUUCUACUGGGCUCCAUUUCUACUUGAAUCGAACGCAGAUAAUGCGAUUGUUCAUAGGAUAUCUGAUAGGGUAGUGAGGAAAGGUUCCAUCAACAAGCAUGGCAAGCAUUGGAAAGGGGUUGAUAUCUUGGUUUUCAAUACCUAUUUGUGGUGGAUGACUGGCUUGGAGAUGAAGGUCUUAAAAGGAUCGUUCGAGGAUGAAGAUAAAGAAAUAAUAACUGUUUCAACCGAGGAAGCCUAUGGAAUGGGAAUGAGAAGCAUGUUGAGAUGGGUGAGAAGAAAUAUGAAUCCAAGCAAAAGUAGGGUUUUCUUCACCAGCAUGUCCCCUACUCAUGCAAAAGGCAUUGAUUGGGGAGGUAGAGCAAGUGAGAACUGUUACAACCAAACAGCAAUGAUUGAAGAUCCAAAUUAUUGGGGUUCGGAUAGUAGAAAAAGUGUAAUGAAAGUGAUUGGGGAAGUAUUUAGUAAAUCAAAGUACCCCAUCACGUUCCUUAACAUCACUCAGAUGUCGAAUUAUCGCAAAGAUGCGCACACAUCGAUUUACAAGAAGCAAUGGAAUCCAUUGACGCCCGAGCAGUUGGCUAACCCCACUAGCUAUGCCGAUUGUGUUCAUUGGUGUUUGCCUGGCCUUCAAGAUACUUGGAAUGAGCUUCUCUUUGCCAAAUUGUUCUAUCCUUGAAUCUAUUUUGUUACUUUAUAAUAUAAUUACUUAUAUAUA
Hibiscus syriacus is the source of this 1369-nucleotide messenger RNA. RefSeq names its product protein trichome birefringence-like 33. Bases 62 to 1330 code for a protein of 422 amino acids. The transcript is spliced from 6 exons. The record is from RefSeq and is a predicted model, not a curated record. Gene Ontology annotation, cellular component: Golgi apparatus. Lineage: Eukaryota; Viridiplantae; Streptophyta; Magnoliopsida; Malvales; Malvaceae. Gene Ontology annotation, molecular function: O-acetyltransferase activity.